This is a messenger RNA of Anopheles aquasalis, 1674 nucleotides long. It is a transcript of the gene mus81, whose product is annotated as mus81 structure-specific endonuclease subunit. Gene Ontology annotation, cellular component: Holliday junction resolvase complex; nucleus. NCBI's taxonomy places the organism in Eukaryota, Metazoa, Arthropoda, Insecta, Diptera, Culicidae. The record is from RefSeq and is a predicted model, not a curated record. Gene Ontology annotation, molecular function: crossover junction DNA endonuclease activity; DNA binding; 3'-flap endonuclease activity. Gene Ontology annotation, biological process: mitotic intra-S DNA damage checkpoint signaling; double-strand break repair via break-induced replication; resolution of meiotic recombination intermediates.
CAGUCCAGUUUUAGGCUUUUUUGUGAUAAAAUUACGUAGCGAACUAAGGAAAUAUUUCUCUCCGCUGCUAUGCCACCUAUAAAGUAUGAAAUAAAAAUUGUGAAACAUGUGCCAAGUGAUACGCCGGGAUCGUCGAUCGGGAAAGAGUAUCGAAGGAUCAAGGCGCACGCCAAGCGGCCGAAUCCGCUGUUCGAAGCGUGGCUGGAGGAGAUGAUCGGGCGUGCCGAGGAAAAGAACUCGCUCGGAAAAAUCGCACUCCAGAAGGCCCUUACCUCGUUACGCCGGUAUCCGUUACCGCUAGCAUCCGGCAGGGACUGUAUAGUGUUGGCCGAUUUCGGGAAAACCAUCUGCGAGAAUCUCGAACGACGAUUGAAAAGCUAUCUAGCUGGCGGAGGUCGUGUGGAAACCGAUCAUCGAUCUUCCAUCGAAGCGAUACUCAACGAUGAAACGGGAGAACACUACCAAGAGCUCACGAACGCAUUCUACACGGAGUCAAAGGAUGAUGCCGCGGAUAACGCCGAUGAUGUCGCCGUGAUCGAUGACGCUAUGAUGCCCAACGAUUCCAUCUUCGAUCACAUUCCGAUCACCCUCGAGGAUGACUUGGUUCGAGUGACAAACCCUCGGCCAAUCCUUUUGGUGGACACGUGCGAAACGAUCGGUAAAUCGAAAAGCAGUCUCGAUAAAACGCUGCAAGAGCUAGCCCAGUACGCGGUGGAGCACGAUGUGCGCCGGUUAAGCGUCGGUGACUUUGCUUGGAUCGUUAAAGAUGACGGCGGCCGAGAGUUCCUACUGCCGUACGUUAUCGAACGUAAGCGACUGGAUGAUUUGGCCAGCAGUAUCAAGGAUGGUCGAUUCCAUGAGCAAAAGUUUCGCCUCAAGCAGUGUGGGCUACUGAACGUGAUCUAUUUGAUCGAGCAUUUGGGCAACAAUCGGCAGGUCGGUGUACCGGAAGGUUCACUCACGCAGGCUGCCCUUAAUACGUACGUGCAGGAUUUCACCGUAAAGUACACGGAAAAUCACCACCACACCGUGAUGUACCUCUCCGUUAUGACCAAUUUGUUGAGCAGCAAGCUAAAGAAUAAAGUUUUUCGCAACAUCACAAACCGAUCAGCGGGUGGUGAACCGAACAGCAGAACGGCCCCUUUUAACAUCUCAGAUCAAACGGUGCCCCUGCUGUCAUUCGAGUAUUUCUACAAACAAUCUUCGAAGACACGCGAUUGUUCGGUGCGAGAUGUGUUCAUAAAACAGUUGCUGCAGAUUAAGCUACUAACGAUCGAGAAGGUAAAUGCGAUCGUAGAACGUUACCCCACACCGCAAUGCUUACGACGAGCGUACGAUCGAUGCCCCAGCGAAACGGAACGACAGCGCAUGCUGAACUUACCAUACGGCCCUACCAAGCGUACCAUUGGCGAUAAGCUAAGCACCAUCAUCUAUCAGCUGUUUGCUAGCGAUCGCUAUGCACCCUAAAGCAUCAUCCGAGUUGUGGUCGCUGUACAGCAUCAUCACCUUCUAGCCGGUUCCAAAAUGAUAAGGAGCCCCGGUGGUAGGUCGAUCGGAUAGCAGCACGAGCGUUAUUUACAUUUUGCAACCUCCUGGCAACCACUGCCGGUAUCGCUACGACGAUGGCAGGAUGUUAGGGAAGGAGCGAACCAUAAAUGAUGAUUGGUUGAUGGU